CCAAUACAAUCCACGGGAGCUGAUCUGAUCUCGGUGACUUGAUCUCGGCGAUCCGAGACUUUCGGAGCUGGAAUCAAGUCGUACAAGGAAGAGAAGUCUCCGAAGAGGGUCAAUUGAUUAUUCGGAGAAAGGUCAGCAUUAUGAAAAAUUACUAUAGAUGAUAUUUGACUGCAUUUUCUUCCUUUUUUCUCGUUGUUUUCUAAGAAUAGUGUUGUGGCUCUCAGCCUGUUGAAUAGCGUCGUCAGCCUCAUAAACGUGCCAACAUGACUCGGGUCUUCUCGCGCAUGCCUAUCUCCAUUUACAGCUUCAACCUCGGCGAUUGACCUCCGCAACCGCAGGAAAACCCCAUCUAUUGUUGGUAUUUCCCCUCCGAUAAAUCGGCUACUUCUCCGGGGAGCCCCCAAGCUUAUUCUGCUUAGCCUCAGCCCAGCGCUUUUGCAGCCAUCCAUUCAACUGUUUUCAUUGGAUCUGACUCAGCAUUUAGGUGUGCUUCAAUACCGGUACGUACCGACAGUCCCUCAAUCCCUAGCUCUCCCGGGUACUGCUCCUUCCCCCCCCCACGUAAACCAGUCCCAGCACAGCACACGCCUCUAGCUCUCCCUUUUCCCUUUCUUUCCCGAAUUCUUGUACACUUCUUUUCUUCCUCCUUCAUCAACCUCUCUCAAUACUUCAACGAUCCCUCAAAUUUCCCCAGCGACGAAGCACCCUAAUCCCUUGGUCAGGGCCCUUAUUCUACGACACUCCCAAAGUCAUGGCUGCUACUAUCCGUACCGAUCUUCCAGCUCCCAUUGGGGACAAGCAGCUGGAGAAGAAGCCCAUCAAGUUCUCCAACUUGCUUCUCGGCGCUGGUCUCAACCUCUUCGAAGUGACCACCCUCGGACAGCCUCUCGAGGUCGUCAAGACCACCAUGGCUGCCAACCGAGGUGACAGCAUGGCUGCGGCUUUGGGACGCGUCUGGGCCCGCGGUGGUCCCCUGGGCUUCUACCAAGGUCUCAUCCCCUGGGCUUGGAUUGAAGCUUCCAGCAAGGGCGCCGUCCUUCUGUUCGUCGCCUCCGAGGCCGAGUACUACGCCCGUGUCGCUGGUGCCUCUGAGUUUGGCGGCGGUAUCCUUGGUGGUGUCACCGGUGGUGUUGCCCAGGCUUACGCCACCAUGGGUUUCUGCACCUGCAUGAAGACGGUCGAGAUCACCAAGCACAAGAUGGCUGCCUCCGGUGUCAAGCCCCAGUCUACCUUCCAGACCUUUGCUGAGAUCUACCGCAAGGAGGGUAUUCGUGGCAUCAACAAGGGUGUCAACGCUGUUGCUAUCCGACAGAUGACCAACUGGGGUAGCCGAUUCGGUCUCAGCCGUCUCGCUGAGGGUUGGAUCAAGUCUCUCACUGGCAAGAAGGAGGGCGAGAAGCUGUCCGCUGGUGAGAAGGUCAUCGCCAGUGCUCUUGGUGGUGGUCUCAGCGCCUGGAACCAGCCCAUUGAGGUCAUCCGCGUUGAGAUGCAGAGCAAGAAGGAGGAUCCCAACCGUCCCAAGAAGAUGACGGUCGGCAACACCUUCAGGUACAUUUACGAGACCAACGGCGUCAGGGGUCUUUACCGUGGUAUCGCUCCCCGUAUUUCUCUUGGUAUUUGGCAGACUGUCUGCAUGGUUGCUUUUGGCGAUAUGGCGAAGACUUAUGUUGAGAAGCUGACCGGCGAGUCGGUCACCGCUAAGCAUUAGAAGGCGUUUAGGAAUCUGGUUUGAAAAUAUCGCUCAUGGUGAGCUUGAUGUAUGGAUUGUCUAAUGUAUGGAUUCGAAUAUCUCUGAUGUAAUGACACAAGCCUGUAAAAAGGCUGUCGCAAAGGAGGUGCUCGCGCCUUGAAGAUUAUCUUUCUAUGAUAGUUAGCUGUACAAAGUCAUGGACCCUGUGGGUUUGACUUCAAUAGAGAAAACAAAUGCGCAAUGUUUCAUUCUUUAUCACUAGUAAUGACCUUUGUUUGGAGUCUAUGGUUCAAAUGACUGCAGAUCACGCAUACCAUCUCAGUAAGAAUACCUUAAUUUACU
Messenger RNA from Fusarium odoratissimum NRRL 54006, 2032 nucleotides. Its product is annotated as mitochondrial DNA replication protein YHM2. Gene Ontology annotation, molecular function: tricarboxylate secondary active transmembrane transporter activity. NCBI's taxonomy places the organism in Eukaryota, Fungi, Ascomycota, Sordariomycetes, Hypocreales, Nectriaceae. Gene Ontology annotation, cellular component: mitochondrion. Gene Ontology annotation, biological process: mitochondrial citrate transmembrane transport; alpha-ketoglutarate transport. The transcript is spliced from 4 exons. The record is from RefSeq and is a predicted model, not a curated record. Bases 752 to 1708 code for a protein of 318 amino acids.